Messenger RNA from Cololabis saira (Pacific saury), 948 nucleotides. RefSeq names its product RPA interacting protein (gene rpain). The transcript is spliced from 7 exons. Gene Ontology annotation, biological process: protein import into nucleus. Gene Ontology annotation, cellular component: nucleus; PML body. Bases 121 to 810 code for a protein of 229 amino acids. Lineage: Eukaryota; Metazoa; Chordata; Actinopteri; Beloniformes; Belonidae. The record is from RefSeq and is a predicted model, not a curated record.
GGGUAAAUCAACUUCCGGGUAGACAGCUGAAAAGCAGAAAUGUUUUGUUUUAGAAGUUUCUCUAGAUUCAGUAUGAGUGUUCUUAGUCUAUAGAUAUGAUAUGUACUAAUAACAGUUGCAAUGGACCAUUUAGACAAGCACCGUUCACUCUAUAAAGGAACGACUCCGCCAUGGAAAGAAACAUAUCGCAAGCGCUGUGUGGAGCGGCUGAGGAACAGCCGGGCCAGGCUGCUGGACCAGUACCGGCAGAUGGGGGAGAAGCCCGGCUCCUGCAGCUCCAGCCUGGUCCAGGAGGUGAUGGAGCAGGAGUGGAGCGUCCUGCGGGCGGAGGACCAGGGCCGGGGGACCCGGGGGGGCCCGGGGGACGUGGCCUGGGACUCAGGGGCGCAGAUGUUCAGUGGUGUGAAGGAGUACGAUGAACUGGCAGUGCUGGAGGAAAUCCAACAGGAGCUCAUGUCUCAAGAAAUGUCAAUAAUAGAGGAGUAUGAAAGGAACCUUCAGUUUGAACAGCAGUACAUUUCAUCUGUCGUGGAGGGAAUGGAAGAGACGCAUAUUAUCUGCCCCGUAUGUCACACGAACCACUUGACGAUAAACAGCUACUUCAUCUCCUGUACCUGUGGCCUUUACAUCAACACUAAGAACCGGAACAUAACUCCGGAGGUCCUGCAGCAUCUUCUAGAGUCCAGGGUGUCGGAGCACAUGGAAGAUUGUCUACACAACCCUGUUUUCUCUAUCGCCCCCAACACAGAGAGCUCUCCCAGUUUGAUGAUGACCUGUAAGGUUUGUGACUACAUGUCCGUUGUCCUAUAAAUCACCAUCAUCACUAACUUCCCUUGUAAAAUUUUAGUGUUUUUGUUCUGUAUCUUUUGUUAAAUAAAGGCUAUUGUUUCUAUAAUAAAUGUCUUAAUGCUUUUCUUCAUUGUCUGUUGAUGUCCAAACAAAACAUGA